AUGGACCGAGACCAGCCAGACGGCCCCGCGCUCCACAUCGUCCUAGCCAAGCAGCGGGAGCGAGAAGCAGCUGAACACCAAAGGCAACGUGAUGCUAUAAUAAAGGACUCGCAAAAGGACCAUACGGCAGACAGAUUCGUCGGCGUGGUAGAAGCCAUCGACGACAGGCUCAAACGAUCCACAGUCGGUCUCGUUACCCUCUCCGACUUUCAGCGCGCCAAAGAGUCGCUGGAAGAAGAGGCCCGGCAAGUAGCCGCCAAAACCAAAGCCGAACAAAAGUCACUGUCCCGCGCAAAGAAGGGAAAGAAGCGGGACGUAAAACUCUCCUUUGACGAUGAAGAGGACGAUGCUCCACACAAGAAGCGCAAUGCCAGUCCGUCGUCAAGCGAUGCCCCCAAGGAACGCCUCAGCAAGAACCCCGACGUCGACACUUCAUUUCUCCCGGACCGCUACCGCGAGGAAGAGGAACGCUUACACCGUGAGGACCUCCGCAAGAAGUGGCUGGCGGAGCAAGAGCGGAUCAAAAACGAGACGAUCGAGAUUGUGUAUUCUUUUUGGGACGGCAGUGGGCAUCGCAAGACCGUGGAGUGUCUGAAGGGAGACGACAUUGCAGCGUUCCUAGGCAAGUGUCGCGCCCAAUUCCCCGAGCUACGCGCGACCAGCAUCGACAACAUGAUGUACAUCAAGGAGGAUCUCAUUAUACCCCACCACUACACCUUUUACGACUUUAUCGUGAACGGUGCAAGGGGCAAAUCCGGUCCCUUGUUCAACUUUGACGUCCAUGACGACGUACGAAUGGUUUCCAACGCAUCGCUGGAGAAAGACGAGUCUCAUGCCGGAAAGGUUGUAGAAAGAACAUGGUACAACAAGUUCAAACAUAUCUUUCCAGCAUCGCGGUGGGAAGUAUACGAUCCAGACAAAGACUAUGGAUCGUACAAAGUUAGGGGGUAG
Molecule: messenger RNA, 951 nt
Organism: Dioszegia hungarica
Lineage: Eukaryota; Fungi; Basidiomycota; Tremellomycetes; Tremellales; Bulleribasidiaceae
Product: XAP-5-like protein
Exons: 9
Coding region: 1-951 (316 amino acids)
Biological process (GO): chromatin organization
Cellular component (GO): nucleus
Source: RefSeq, a predicted model, not a curated record